Messenger RNA from Polypterus senegalus (gray bichir), 690 nucleotides. Its product is annotated as olfactory receptor-like protein COR9. The transcript has 2 exons. Gene Ontology annotation, biological process: G protein-coupled receptor signaling pathway. Gene Ontology annotation, molecular function: olfactory receptor activity; G protein-coupled receptor activity. Gene Ontology annotation, cellular component: membrane. The record is from RefSeq and is a predicted model, not a curated record. Bases 1 to 690 code for a protein of 229 amino acids. Lineage: Eukaryota; Metazoa; Chordata; Cladistia; Polypteriformes; Polypteridae.
AUGCUGAUUUUCAGUAAGAACAAACCAAAAGUGAAGAAAACCCCUUGUGAACACUGCUCUGAAAAGAAAAAGUCAUUUGCUCUUUGUGUAUUAGCCUAUGACAGGUUAAUUGCAAUAUGCUUUCCACUUCGAAGCAACGCACUGAAUUCAAACUCAAGAAUGAUUCUGAUUAUUGUGAUAUCAUGGGUAGUCCCAUUAGUUGUGGUAAUAAUCAUGGUUUCUUUAAUUCCACGUUUACCUUACUGUAAAACAACGGUUGUUAAUAGUUAUUUCUGUGAUCACGGUCCUGUCUUUAAAAUAGCUUGCGGGGAUUACUCACCCAACUGGUUCAUGGCAUGCUUCUAUACAGUUGCUUGCUUUUUUGUUCCAUUUGCUUUUAUAGUAAUCACUUACAUAUUUAUUGUAAAUGCCCUUUUAAAGAUUGCAUCUUCGGAUAGCAGGUGGAAAGCAUUUAAAACAUGCAGCACUCACUUAACCCUUGUAACUAUUUUCUUCACUCCUAUUUUAGUCACGUAUCUUGUAGCUUGGGUGAAUGUCAAUAUUGACACGGACACCAGAAUUCUGAAUACAUCGUUAUCAGCAACUAUUCCACCACUUCUGAAUCCAAUUAUUUAUACAUUAAAAACAGAAGAAAUUAUGGAGCAUAUUAGGAAAUUUUCCAAGAAGAGGAAAACCAAUGCUUUAUGUUAA